UUAAUGUAUUUGACAUUUGCUGAUAAACCGUUACUGCGCAUCAAAACCAUUUACGUCAUCAAAUUAGUAAUCAAAUUAGCUUUUGGACAACAUGACCGUUGUGAGGGACCGGUGUGAGGGCACAUCGGAGGGAGCGUUAAUGAAAUAUUUGGUAAUUCCCUUCCGCACCACCAAGUGGCAGUAUCUAAACACGCGUCAACUAUUCAAAAGCCAGCCAAAUAGUUUUCUGACCUGCAUGUGGGUGAGAUUUCCUUCCAUUCACAGCAGCAAUGGCAGCCUCCUGUACCAACGCGAUACGGGUGCGUUUGUAUUUUGAUUACCCUCCGCCCUCGGUGACCGACUGUCGCAUGUGUUGGGUGCUCGUUGACUUGAACAAAUGCCGGGUGGUAGCCGACCUAGAAAGCAUAAUACGAGAAAAGUUCGACUUCAGUCGCCGAAGCAUUUUGAGUCUGUUCAUUGAAGACUGCUACCUGCCACAUACAGAGAGCAUCUACGUAGUCCGAGACAAUGAUAGCAUCAGAGUGAAGGUGGAAACCAUAACCCUGGUCAACGGAUGUAAGGCCAUCACAUCUACUGUGAACGCCAAGAAGCGAGGGAGAGGUGCUCAGGAACAGGAGGAGGAGUCGACCGCACAGAAUGAAGUGAGUGCCGGGUGGAAGAAGAGGAAGAAGAGGAAGAAUGAGGAGAGCCUGGAGGACCAUUCCAUCUCAGCCACGGUUGAAGAGGAGAGUGUAGCACACCCCAAAAAGCUGAAGAAGAAAGAUAAGGACAAAGGGUCUGUGAAGACUGGAGAAGGGACAGAAACCACUUCCUCGUCCACAGGACCGUCUUCCGUAGCAGCCAAUCGGGACAAAGGCACCAAGAAGUCAAUCACCUCUGCCAAUGGUGAAACUACAUCAAAGGCACAGAGCCGGACAAAAAACUCUCCUGUUUCCAGCAGUAGUGAGGAUGCAGAAGAUUCCAGAAAAAAAAAGAAACAGAAACCUCCCCCCAAAACACCAUCAGCUAACUCCGCACCCCCUGUUGCCCCAAAAGUCACCCCUAUCGUCAAAACUCCAGCGGCAAACAAAAAACCACGCCCGCCUCCGUCAUCAUCAUCAUCCGAUUCGGACUCGUCCGACUCAUUGGAUGACGAUGGCACCAGCAAAGUAACCACAGGCCAACCUGCUGUUAAAACCAAAACCUGUCUCCCCAAGCCUGCAACCAACACAUCCACGCUCUCCAAAACCCCUCCUAGGGACAAAGACGCCCUCUCACCCCCCAGACUUGGCCUCCCACUCUCCAGCCCCACAAACUCGCCAUCCACCGGCCCCAAAGCACCAGAGGCACAUAAGACCCAGACGGGGCCCGGGAGCUCGGAUUCUAGCGACACUAGCAGCGAGGAGGAGAUCAAGCUGGUCAUCAAACGGCCCGUCCCGGGACUGGGACUGGUGGCGGCACCUGCUCCGGAAGCGUUGCCUGCUCAGAGGGGCCGGGGACUCCCCAGGGGUUGGGAGAGGGGGCGAGGUGGCGGUGUGGGGGUACGAGGCGGGGGUUGGGACAUGGGUCCAGGGGGUAGGGGUCGGGGAGGCCGAGGGGAGGGCAGAGGGCCAGGGGGCGGAGCGCGGGCGGAGGUUGGUUUUGACUACGGUGGUGGACAACCAGCUCGGCAGCAGAAUCCCCCGGAGCAGUUGCCUUCACACCGAGGCGACUCGCUGACCAACAACUCCGUGGUGUUCAACAACCCACCAGAGAGUGCCCCUAAGCGGGACUACAGCACCAUGCCCCUGCUAGCGGCUCCUCCUCAGGUGGGACAGAAGAUUGCCUUCAAGUUGCUGGAGCUGACAGAGAACUACACACCGGAGGUGUCUGAGUAUAAAGAAGGGAGGAUCAUUAGUUUUGACUACAGCACCAAACAGAUUGAGCUGGAGCUGCUCUCAGGUUAUCGAGCCCCAGCGGAGCCAGGGAAGUUCGACCUGGUCUAUCAGAACGCAGACGGUUCAGAAGAUGUUGAGUACGCUGUGACCCGUGGCUCCAGGGUGACUGAGCGGUGGGAAUCGCUGUUGGAGCCCAGGCUGGUUAUGGUGAAUAUAGGCUGAGAAAAUGAUUGGACAUUCUUGGUCAACAAGGGUCAGAGCAGGGACAGAAUGGUAGUAGAAUCGGUGCAUCGAUUUCUAACACACUGGCCCAUUUUAUUUGACACUCGAAGCUCCCAUUAGUAGGUGAAUUAUAAUAAUUUGGCACAAAACUCAAAACAAUUUAAACUGUCCCUGUGGACUUAAGGGUGUCCAGUACAGAUCUGGCAUUUGCCAGAUGUUGGACUGGGGCUAGUUUUGACAUUGAGAAAGGUUAAUCUGGGUCCAGAUUAACCUUAGUCCUGGAUAAAAUGUCACAUUUGACUGAGGAUUCUUUAAUUAAGAAUUAUUUAGAUAUUCCUUUGAAGAACUUAGUAAUUUUAGCAAACAUUACCUCUUAACAAAACCCACAACUCUUAAUUUACCCCUGUCUCUCCAGUCUUUUUGAGCUUUAAGGCAGGCUUUUGUUCCGGCCCGGCAGUAAAAAAAUUGGUAAUUCCCCUGUCAUUCUGUCAAUUCAGGAAAUUAACUAAUACAAAAUGUUUUAAGAUGUUUUUAAAUGUACUAAUUGGUUAAGUUCAGUUGAACUCGUAACUAAAAAGAGUUCAGCUGGAAUUGACCAGAAACAUAUAUUCAGCUAAUCCAAGUCUGAAUUUAAGAUGAUGAUAAUUAGUCUGUUAGUGGUUUAGUUGUGGGUAUGAUGAACACCUCUUAAUGCCAGCAACUUAUUUUAGGGAAGGUUUCUCAGAUACAGAUUACUAAAAAGCAACCUCAUUGGAGAUUUGCCUAACCCUAAUCUUUGUCUGGAAUGAAAAAGUACUGGUGUUGAGAUAUUGCUGCAGGUUGACCAAGUAAUGUUAAAGAUUUUCUUCAGUCUUUGAUCUCUUUUUACUUGUCUUUAUUUUAGACAAUGGUUGUAUUGUUUUGUUACACGUUACACAUUGAUAUAACUGUGAAUGUUGCUUUCUGAAUAAAACCAUUACUUUUUGUAAGA
This is a messenger RNA of Esox lucius (northern pike), 3048 nucleotides long. RefSeq names its product coilin p80 (gene coil). Gene Ontology annotation, cellular component: Cajal body. The record is from RefSeq and is a predicted model, not a curated record. NCBI's taxonomy places the organism in Eukaryota, Metazoa, Chordata, Actinopteri, Esociformes, Esocidae. Gene Ontology annotation, molecular function: U1 snRNA binding; U2 snRNA binding. Bases 270 to 2078 code for a protein of 602 amino acids. The transcript has 7 exons. Gene Ontology annotation, biological process: spliceosomal snRNP assembly.